Lindgomyces ingoldianus is the source of this 2535-nucleotide messenger RNA. RefSeq lists its product as uncharacterized. The transcript has 4 exons. Gene Ontology annotation, cellular component: Golgi membrane. Gene Ontology annotation, biological process: intra-Golgi vesicle-mediated transport. The record is from RefSeq and is a predicted model, not a curated record. NCBI's taxonomy places the organism in Eukaryota, Fungi, Ascomycota, Dothideomycetes, Pleosporales, Lindgomycetaceae. The coding region runs from base 134 to 2350 and encodes 738 amino acids.
ACCGGACACACCUACCAAUGCCCUGACUCCGCCCCUUCUCCGAGGCCUCUUAUGCUUGCGACUUGCAACAUACUAGACUGCCCCUCGGCCCGGAUCGUCGACCCUGCGAACUACGCCCCAGCGCGCCACAGCAAUGGAGGGAGGAGUGGAUGCUGAGAGCAGAAGCUCCCUGGAUGCACCCCCGGACGAUGCGGCCGGGGCCAACAAGUUCCAGACUGCCAUAGGGGCGUGGAGGAACAUCGACCUGACGUCCCUCAUUCCCCAACUCGAUACCGUUGCCUCAGACCUCGUCGCACACCAGCGAGAUGCUCUCACACAGCGCAAAGACCUGGCCCAGAAGACCAAGGACUUCCGAAAGCUAGACGAUGCGAGCAAGCUCAACGACAUAAAGGCACUCUUAAAGUCCUACCAGAGCUUCAUUGACCUUAUAUCGAACCAGUCCAAGUCUGUACAGGCCGCUUUCUUCCAGAUCUACUCUCCCUUGUCCGAAGCCCCCGACCCAUAUCCCCUCCUCGAAGCCUCCGUCGACUCUUUGGUGGCCGCCGAGGAAACCGUGCCCAAGCUUACCUCUGAGAACCAGCAUCUGCAAAAGACCGUGGCGCAUCUGACAUCACAGUUGGAGGACGUGGAAAAGAAACUCGAGGAGGAACGGACGGCGCGAAAGGCUCUGGAAGACUCCCGAGACGCAAAGAUAAAAGAGGUCGAGUCCUCAUGGUCGGCUGUGCUGAGCGAAAAGCAGGACAACUGGGAGGCUAAGGAAAAGAACCUAGAAGACAAAGUUGAGAGUCAGGAUCGGUUGCUGAAGGAGCUCAAGGCCAGCUAUGAGGUCUCACAGAGGCUUGGCAAGGACGAGGAGGCCGAGGGAGAGGCCAGUCGAGGAGCUACAGCUGCUGAGUUGGAAAUUGUUAGCUCGGAACUGGAGAGGACAAGCCAUCGGCUGGCUGAAGUCGAGGCACGAAACGAACAGUUACGCUUAGAACUAGCUCAGUCCGCAUCAGCGCAAGCGACUCAGCAAGUCCCCGUUGAAGAUGACCCCGCAUUCCUGAGGCUUCAAUCUGAGAACUCUUCCCUGCUGCGCAAACUAGAAACCGCCCGAUUCGAAAAAGAGUCGCAACGCAACCGCCUCGAAACUGAAACUAGGAGCCUAGAGCGAGAAAUCAACUCUCUGAAGAGCGAGAAGGAGGCACUGCGGGAAAAGGUUCAGAAAUGGAGCGACUAUGAGAACGUCAAGCAGGAGCUUGAAGUCCUGAAGUCAAUCGAGUUUGCGACUGGGGACGAUGACGACGAAGCAACAGAGAUUGCCCUUUCCCAAAAUGGCACCGUCGGUAAAGGCAAGGGGGAAACACUGGAACAACUCCUGUUAGCGCGGAAUAAGAAGCUGAGCAACGAGCUCACGGUCCUCCGAGUGUCCCACCAAGAUCUGCAGAAUCGAUUAGAAGCGUUGCAGGAGGAACUAUCCAAUACGAACAUGGAGCUCGAAAAGUCUAGGAACCUGAAUGAGACACUCGAAGCUGACCUGGAGAAGGUCCAACAAGAGGCGUCUAAUGCCUUUGACUCGUCAGCCAUGUCAGUAGCUGGGACUUACACAUCCCGACAUCCCCAAUCUUCCUUCCCUGGUGGACGGCGCGGGCGAUCAUCGCCCACAUCCUCCAUUAUUUCUGGAUUCGAUCCAGCGCAUGCAUCCCAAACCACAAUGCAAGCGAUACGCGCCGGCGAGCCAGUCGGAGGUGGCUCUGGCAUCCUCCCAAUGGUAACAGCGCAACGUGACCGUUUCAAGAAACGGAAUUCAGAGCUCGAAUCAGAGCUACAAAAGACCUAUCAAACGGUCUCCUCUCUCCGCUCAGAGAUUGGAGUACUUCAAAAAGACAAUCUCGAUCUCUACGAAAAGACACGCUACGUGUCCACCUACAACAGAGGCCACCCAGCCGGUUCCUCAGCCUCGGCAUACUCCGCAAACCCCAACCCCUCCACUAUCCACGUCUCCUCCGAUACUUCUUCCGGUCUAACAAUGGACCGGUACCGCUCAGCCUACGAGUCCUCCCUAUCACCCUUCGCCGCGUUCCGUGGCCGCGAAUCUGCCCGUGUUCUGAAGCGGAUGAGCAUGUUCGAGCGCAUGGUAUUCAGAAUUACCAGACUCGUGCUAGCGACAAGGACAAGCAGGAAUCUAUUCGCGGCUUACUGUCUAGCAUUGCAUUUGCUAGUGUUUUUCAUGCUUUAUUGGAUGGGCACCACAGACAUCGAGAAACACACUGCGGCAAUGGCUCUGGCGGCGGCUCCGGGGAACCCAAUAGGCAUGGGCGAUAAAGAUCCUAUAGAGUGGCAAAAGGAGGGGUUUCAGGAAGGCGGAUAGGGAAUAUGGGAUAGCAGAGCUGAGGCUCUGGAUCAUUAUAUCCCUAUGCCUAUUGGUGUGGAGGCAUGGAUUUGGUUGAUCGGUCGUUGUGCUUGUAUUUGUAGCAUGAUAUCUGGAUCUGGAACGGGCGUUGAAUGGUGUCUGUCUGGGAUGAGCAUGAUUGGCUAGGUUGGGCGCUUAGUAAG